AUGCCUCAGGCAACCUUCACUCCAUCUGGUCAAAAGAUUGAGUCAUUUAGGCUAUUGAGUGGUCACGCCAUCCCUGCUGUUGGUUUGGGCACUUGGAAGUCUGGUUCUAAAGCCAAAGAUUCUGUCUUCACUGCCAUCGUUGAGGCUGGUCACAGGCACAUAGAUACGGUGAUGGAGUAUGAAGUCGAAGAAGAAGUCGGACACGGACUCAAGGCAGCCAUACAUGCAGGGAUUGAGAGGCAGCAUCUCUUUGUCACGUCCAAGCUGUGGUGCACUGAUUUGUCUCCGGAUAGGGUUCGCAAAGCUCUGAACAGUACCCUAAACGAACUGCAACUUGACUAUCUUUAUCUUUAUCUGAUCCAUUGGCCUAUCCAUCUGAAAGAUGGAGUCAGCUUACCUCCCAAGGCAGCGCACGUGUUGGACUUUGACAUGGAAGGGGUUUGGCGAGAAAUGGAGAAGCUUGUCAAGGAUAAUCUUGUUAGAGAUAUUGGUGUAUGCAAUUUUACUAUUAAGAAGCUCAACAAGCUUCUGGGCUUUGCUCAGACAGUGCCCUCCGUGUGUCAGAUGGAGAUGCAUCCAGGAUGGAGGAAUGAUAAAAUGCUGGAGGCUUGUAAGAAGAAUAGCAUCCAUGCAUAUUCGCCUUUGGGAUCAUCAGAAGGAGGCAGAGAUCUCAUACAUGACAGAACAGUUGACAGAAUUGCAAAAAAGCUAAAGAAGACCCCAGCACAGAAGCUAGUGAAGUGGGCGCUCCAAAGAGGAACCAGUGUCAAACCCAAAUCAAGCCACCCUGAAAGGAUCAAAGAACACAUUCAGGUCUUUGGCUGGGAAAUCCCAGAGGAAGAUUUCCAGGCUCUCUGCAGUAUUCCAGAUCAGAGACGAGUGCUGGAUGGGGAGGAUCUGUUUGUGAACAAGAGUAAAGGUCCAUUCGGAAGCGUAGCUGAUCUUUGGGACCAUGAGGACUAAUUGUUCUUUGAGAUUUCUGUAUAUGUUGAAUUCCACUUAGAGAUAAUAAAAUAAAAAAAGAAAAAAAAAUCGGAUGCUCA
Messenger RNA from Hevea brasiliensis (rubber tree), 1043 nucleotides. RefSeq names its product aldose reductase. Gene Ontology annotation, molecular function: aldose reductase (NADPH) activity. The record is from RefSeq and is a predicted model, not a curated record. Gene Ontology annotation, cellular component: cytosol. NCBI's taxonomy places the organism in Eukaryota, Viridiplantae, Streptophyta, Magnoliopsida, Malpighiales, Euphorbiaceae.